Phlebotomus papatasi is the source of this 1162-nucleotide messenger RNA. RefSeq lists its product as uncharacterized. NCBI's taxonomy places the organism in Eukaryota, Metazoa, Arthropoda, Insecta, Diptera, Psychodidae. The record is from RefSeq and is a predicted model, not a curated record. Bases 690 to 1139 code for a protein of 149 amino acids. The transcript is spliced from 3 exons. Gene Ontology annotation, biological process: positive regulation of voltage-gated potassium channel activity; regulation of synaptic transmission, cholinergic; sleep.
AGAUCUCUUGUAACUAAUGCCUUGCAGUUGAUUGAGGCAGUUCUGAACACCAUUAUUCCGGUUUGAUCCAAAUUUAUCGGCCACGCAUCAAACCUUUAUUUUUGCUCCAAGACUCUCAUUAUGGAUUCGGCUCCAAACACUUCCAGCCAGUAUUGAGCCUCAUCUUCGACAAUCAACACUGUUUGUCAGGCGUUCCUCUUGCUCUCUGGAAAAUUUUCACUAUAUCUUUUCUCUUGGGGCUUUUUCUUCCCAUUCCUCCCCAUUUGCAGUGGGAAAUACUGUCUCCUCUUUGACGAAUCAUCGUUCGUUGUGGAAAUAUAUUGAGGAAUCCAAUUAAGACAAGAGGACGUGAAAGGAGAUAUUUUUGUCCUCGUGUGUGUAAAAAAGGUUAAAUAGGUAAAUUUACCGGUGCCACCGUCAUUCUUUAAGUGGGUAUUAUCAUCAGCAAACGUUUGUUCUCCCAAGUGAUAAGGCCAUUAUAAUAAAUGUGAUGAAAGUGCUACUGACUCCGCGAAUCAUUUCGCUGUUUAGUGUGGAGGAGUAUUUUUAAACACAUAACCGUAUUUUUGAUCAUCUCCAAAGUUAUCUUAAGUGCAGUGUUGGAAAAGUGUUACACAGCGAUCUCAAGAAUCUUGUGCUUUAAAAUAGAAUCUCAUAAGAAAGAAAAAUUGAGAACAAAACGCCCCACGAUGCUCGUGACAAGUCUAUCGAAAAUCUUCUUGUUAGUCUCUGUUCUAACUGUGACUUCAUGUAUUAAAGACGCUGCUGCAAUUAAGUGUUAUCAAUGUAAUUCAGCACUUACACCAGAGUGCGCUCAAGUUGAUGCUCUUCACCCGAAGAAAUUUGAACAUUUGUACAAAGAAUGCGAAGUAAACGAAGAAGGACUCAAGCCUUUCUGCCGCAAAAUCGAAUUCGAAUUACUUGGACGCGAUAAAGAGGAACAUCGAAUUUUGAGAAAUUGCGGCUGGAUCCCCUCUUCUCGAAGGAAGCCCUGUCUCGAGUUUACAACGGACAAUCACUACCAAUUGGAGUGUGAAUGUCACGACGAUGGCUGCAAUGGAUCAUCACGCCUGAAGACAUCUCUGUUUGUCAUGCUGGCAUCGUCAGUUCUUGUAUUUAUUUACAUGCUUAGUCAAUAAAUUAAUCAAGUGAAUCCCUGUAA